Messenger RNA from Tripterygium wilfordii, 2128 nucleotides. RefSeq names its product EH domain-containing protein 1-like. NCBI's taxonomy places the organism in Eukaryota, Viridiplantae, Streptophyta, Magnoliopsida, Celastrales, Celastraceae. Gene Ontology annotation, cellular component: plasma membrane; cytoplasm; intracellular membrane-bounded organelle. Gene Ontology annotation, biological process: endosomal transport; endocytosis. Bases 175 to 1812 code for a protein of 545 amino acids. The record is from RefSeq and is a predicted model, not a curated record. The transcript has 17 exons. Gene Ontology annotation, molecular function: calcium ion binding; GTP binding; protein binding.
CUCCCUAAACGGCGAAGUUUUAAAUUCCAACCUGUCGUCCUCGGCGAGGAGUCUCCCAAAACUGGAAACAGAACUAACAAAGAAACUAAAGGAAGUUUCUUUCCAUGUUCACAUUUCGUACGGAAUCCUUAAUCUCCAAAAAGGCUUCGUUUUGGGUCGGAUUCACUUGAGUUUAUGGAGGUAGAUUUUGGUCCUAUUAGUUCUUGCUCUAAAGAGCAUCAAAGGAUCUACCAGGAGUGGUUCAAUUAUGCUGAUUCUGAUUGUGAUGGGCGCAUUACGGGCAACGAUGCUACAAAGUUCUUCGCCAUGUCUAAUUUGUCUCGACAGGAUCUCAAGCAGGUGUGGGCAAUUGCAGAUUCCAAGCGACAGGGUUAUCUUGGUUUGAAAGAGUUCAUUAGUUCCAUGCAGCUAGUUUCUCUGGCGCAAGCUGGACAUGAAAUAACACAUGACCUCCUGAACAGUGACGUUGACUUGAAAGAUGUGAAACCUCCAGUUAUGGAAGGUUUAGAUGCCCUAUUGGAGAAGAAAAAACGUUCAUCAAAGACGAGUGAUUACGAUCUCAAUGAUAGUUCUCAAGUGGAAACAUCACCGUCAGCAAAUUGGUUUUCUUCAAAGUCAGCGAAAAAGGUACCUUUAUCCUCUGUGACAUCAAUCAUAGAUGGCUUGAAGAGACUGUACAUUCAGAAGCUGAAGCCUCUGGAGGUUGCCUAUGGUUUUAACAACUUUGUAUCCCCAUUACUGACAAAUAGUGAUUUUGAUGCCAAACCAAUGGUAAUGCUUUUGGGCCAAUACUCCACUGGAAAAACAACAUUCAUUAAGCAUUUGCUCAACCGCAGUUAUCCUGGAGCUCAUAUUGGACCUGAGCCAACCACAGAUAGAUUUGUUGUUGUGAUGUCUGGACCUGAUGAACGAAGUGUCCCAGGAAACACGAUUGCUGUCCAAGCAGACAUGCCCUUUAGUGGUCUCACAACCUUUGGAACUGCGUUUUUGUCAAAAUUUGAAUGUUCUCAAAUGCCACAUCCUCUUCUGGAGAACAUUACAUUUGUGGAUACCCCUGGAGUUUUAUCGGGUGAGAAGCAACGAACGCAGAGGGCGUAUGAUUUUACGGGCGUAAUAUCAUGGUUUGCUGCAAAGUGUGACCUCAUUCUACUUCUGUUUGACCCUCACAAACUUGAUAUAAGUGAUGAAUUUAAGCGUGUGAUUUCCUCUUUACGUGGCAAUGAUGACAAGAUUCGUGUGGUUCUCAACAAGGCUGACCAAGUUGAUACUCAACAACUAAUGAGGGUUUAUGGAGCUUUGAUGUGGUCGUUAGGGAAAGUUCUCAAUACUCCCGAGGUUAUGCGUGUGUAUAUUGGCUCAUUUAAUGACAAGCCUGUUAAUGAAGCUGCUGUUGGUCCUAUCGGGAAAGAACUUUUCGAGAAGGAACAGGACAACCUUCUUUCUGAUCUAAAAGCUAUUCCAAAGAAGGCCUGUGAUCGUCGAAUCAAUGAAUUCGUGAAACGUGCGAGAGCUGUCAAGAUACAUGCUUAUAUCAUAGGUCAUCUUAAAAAGGCGAUGCCCGCUAUGAUGGGGAAAACUAAAGCUCAACAGAAGCUUAUCGACAAUCUGGAAGAAGAGUUCGCAAAGGUGCAAAGAGAGUUUCAUCUGCCACCGGGAGAUUUCCCUAAUGUCGAGCAGUUUAGAGAGAUUUUAAGUGGCUACAACUUUGAUAAGUUCGAGAAGUUGAAGCCGAAGAUGAUACAAGCUGUUGAUGACAUGCUCGGCUAUGACAUACCAGACCUCUUGAAGAACUUUAGAAAUCCAUACGCUUAACUGUUCUCGAUGAGAAUCAACUCCAUUGUCGCCGGAGGAUACGUCAUUAAGAAGCUGACAACAAGAAGGGAGUUUGCUGUAGAAGUGAUGGAUUAUAAUAUCGUCGAAGCAGAAGAAGAAGAUUUAUUUGCAGAGGAGGAAAGGGAUUCCAAGGCUUUGGUGCUUCAUGGAGUGGAUGCAAUGAUAGUGUGAGAGGAACUUGGAGACUAGAGAAGCAGAAUUCUGAUAGAGAGUUUUAGGACAUGCUUGCUAGGGGCAUGUAAUAAUAAAUUAUUCUGGAUCUUUAAGAUUGAUUUGGUGAUUGGUUUUUGUCAAG